Messenger RNA from Sorex fumeus (smoky shrew), 1341 nucleotides. RefSeq names its product amine sulfotransferase-like. Bases 135 to 1013 code for a protein of 292 amino acids. Gene Ontology annotation, biological process: sulfation. NCBI's taxonomy places the organism in Eukaryota, Metazoa, Chordata, Mammalia, Eulipotyphla, Soricidae. The transcript is spliced from 7 exons. The record is from RefSeq and is a predicted model, not a curated record. Gene Ontology annotation, cellular component: cytoplasm. Gene Ontology annotation, molecular function: sulfotransferase activity.
CUUCAAACUCUUCCAUUGGCCAAGAACAAGCUGCAGGGAGUAUUUAUAUCUCUGCAAUAAAUCAAUUUCUUACCUCCUUAAAACUGUAUCAGAAGUGGAUUUUGCUUCAAGAGGUCUGCAAACAGUAAAGAAUUAUGGACAGUGAUGAUUAUUUACUGCACUUUAAAGGCUACAAUUUUGAACGUUCUUUAGUUAGAAGUGACUUACUAGAAAAUCUAGAAGACUUUGAAAUUAGAGAUGAUGAUGUCUUCAUAAUUACCUACCCUAAAUCUGGCACCAUCUGGACUCAGCAGAUAUUAAGCUUAAUUUAUUUUGAGGAACAUCGUAAACAGACUCAAAAGAUGGACACAAUUGAGAGAGCCCCGUUCCUAGAAUACAACAUUCGAACUACAAACUACAUCAACAGACCAUCCCCUCGCCUUUUCUCUUCCCAUCUGCCGUAUUACUUAGUGCCAAACGGUCUCAAGAACAAAAAAGCUAAAAUUGUUUAUGUCUACAGAAACCCCAAAGAUGUUAUGACCUCAUUUUUCCAUUUUUCAAAUUUGGUGGUUAAAUUUGAAAGUGCUGAUAACAUGCAAAGUUACAUGAACACUUUCCUAGAUGGAAAAGUUGUAGGAAGCAUUUGGUUUGAUCAUGUCAAAGGCUGGUAUGACAACAGACAAAAAUUUAAUAUUCUGUUUAUGUCAUAUGAGGAGAUGAAGAAGGAUCUCAAAAGUGCUGUGCAAAAAAUCUGUAAGUUUCUUGGGAAAGAACUCAGUGAAGAUGACUUAGAUGCUGUUGUGAAACAAGCUACAUUUAAAAAUAUGAAAUCUGAUCCACGAGCAAAUUACAAUGAUGUACUAAAAUAUGAGCUUGGAACAAGAAAUGAUAAUGGGCAUUUUCUGCGCAAAGGUACCAUUGGUGACUGGAAGAAUCACUUUACUGUGGAGCAAAGUGAAAGAUUCGACAAAAUAUUCCAAAAGAAGAUGAAAGAUGUAAAUCUGAAGUUCAUUUGGGAUAUAAAUGAGGAGUAAAAUCAGUUCAAAAGAAACAAAGAAAUCUAUGAACAUAAAAUGCACUUGAGUAUACAUAUUAAUUUGUGCUCCUCAUUAAAUAUUAAUUAUAAAAUCUUAAUAAAAUUAGAAAUUUAUGCUUAAAUGCAUUGCUGUAAGCUUAAUGAACAGAAAAAUUUCAAAAAUAUAAAUUAUUUUGAAGUUACUGUGUAUUAUCACACAUUAUAAAGGGAAAAGUAGAACACUUCCAAAGAACUUAAAAGUGCCUUGAGUUUUCUGUAUUGUGCAUUUUAUGUUGCCUACUACUAAAUAUAAGAGAAAUCAAGAUUAAAAUCCUUUCCUUUUUCCA